This is a messenger RNA of Malaya genurostris, 1090 nucleotides long. It is a transcript of the gene eIF3f1, whose product is annotated as eukaryotic translation initiation factor 3 subunit F. NCBI's taxonomy places the organism in Eukaryota, Metazoa, Arthropoda, Insecta, Diptera, Culicidae. Gene Ontology annotation, molecular function: translation initiation factor binding; metallopeptidase activity; translation initiation factor activity. The coding region runs from base 84 to 947 and encodes 287 amino acids. Gene Ontology annotation, cellular component: eukaryotic translation initiation factor 3 complex, eIF3m. Gene Ontology annotation, biological process: translational initiation. The record is from RefSeq and is a predicted model, not a curated record. The transcript is spliced from 3 exons.
UGUCAUUUAGUUUGACUUGUUCGUCAUCAGCCAGAUUUCGGUGCUUUCGUCGGAGUAUUCGAAGAAUUUUGUGAUUGAGAGAAAUGUCCACGAUAAAUUUGCCAUUAAAUUUGACUGUACGCGUCCAUCCGGUCGUGUUGUUCCAAAUAGUGGAUGCGUACGAGCGCCGAAAUGCGGAUUCACAACGAGUAAUCGGAACACUGCUGGGCUCUGUCGACAAAGGAGUAGUUGAGGUAACUAACUGCUUCUGUGUUCCACACAAAGAGCACGCUGAUCAGGUCGAGGCGGAACUAGGCUAUGCAUCUGAUUUGUAUGACCUAAACCGGCGGGUAAAUCCUUCGGAAAACAUUGUCGGUUGGUGGGCUACUGGCCAGGAAGUGACCAAUCACAGUUCAGUUAUCCAUGAGUAUUAUGCCCGCGAGUGCAACAACCCAAUCCAUUUGACGCUGGAUACAUCGUUAACCGGAUUCCGAAUGGGAAUCAAAGCGUAUGUCUGUGUUUCGCUUGGUGUUCCCGGUGGAAAAACCGGUUGCAUGUUCACUCCUAUCAAUGUAGAAGUGACCAGCUACGAACCGGAAGUUGUGGGGCUUAAGCUAUGUUCGAAGACGAUUGGUGUUCAGUCGAAUCCGGUACGUCCACGUACCGUGUCCCCGAUGCUGGAUUUAGCUCAAAUUACUGAGGCUUCCGGAAAAUUACUCACUCUUCUGGGGGAGGUGCUGAACUACGUAGAGGAUGUGCUAUCGGAAAAACAGCAACCGGAUAACACCGUCGGGCGAGCUUUGCUAGAUCUGAUUCAUUCAGUUCCAAACAUGACAACAGAUCAGUUUGCUCAGAUGUUCAAUUCCAACGUGAAAGAUCUUUUGAUGGUCGUUACUUUGUCGCAGCUAAUUAAGACCCAAUUACAGUUGAAUGAAAAACUGACUAGUUUGACAUCGUUCAUCAAUUAAUAGCAAAGGGAAGAUUUUAAAGGCACUCCACAGACGGUGAAUGUUUAAUUGUAAGAAAAGCUCAUUUUGCAUUUGGUCAGAUUGGAAGGAAACGAUAGGCUAUUUGAGAAUUGUACCGACAAAUAAAAGAAGUUUUGACAGUA